Cannabis sativa is the source of this 3341-nucleotide messenger RNA. RefSeq lists its product as uncharacterized. The coding region runs from base 464 to 3112 and encodes 882 amino acids. Lineage: Eukaryota; Viridiplantae; Streptophyta; Magnoliopsida; Rosales; Cannabaceae. The transcript is spliced from 4 exons. The record is from RefSeq and is a predicted model, not a curated record.
UGAUUGCUUUUAUAAUUUGUUUUCCUUACAUUCUCUAAUUUAUAUAUAUAUUUUCUUGUCCAAUCUUUCUUAUCUUUUCUCAGGGUCACCUUCGCUGUGUUACGACAACGUUAAAAAAAAAAAAAACCUUUUUUCACGGCCAAAACCCGAUUUUGACCCGACUCACGAAUCCAUACCCGGAUAAUCAAACGGCUUCGAUUCGUUACCGGAGAAGAUUAAUUGGGGGUUGCCCCCCAUUUCUGUUUCUUGUCUUGCUUUCAUGGAGUCUGAAUCUGAUCUUGGGAUUUUAAUGCUGUUUGUGUUCUUCGCAAAUUGAGGAAUUGGAGGCAGGUGGGUAUUUUGGGGGCAGUAGGGUUUUUGGGGAUUUGAAGCCAUUGUUGUUGUGUUUGGGGGGGAAGAAGAAGAAGAUUUUGUUUUGUUACAUUUCUAGGGUUUGUUGAUAGGUGUGGGGUUAGGGAGGAUAAUGUGUAUACUUUGUGUUAUUCAGAAGUGGUCUCGCCGGGUUGCUACAAUGCUUCCUUGGUUAGUUAUUCCACUGAUAGGUUUGUGGGCACUUUCUCAGCUACUACCACCGGCUUAUCGAUUUGAGAUUACUUCGCCUAGGUUGGCAUGUGUUUUUGUACUUUUGAUUACCCUUUUUUGGUAUGAGAUUUUGAUGCCUCAGCUGUCAGCUUGGCGGGUUAGAAGGAGUGCUCGUCUUAGGGAGAGAAAGAGGUCUGAAGCUAUAGAAUUGCAGAAGCUUAGAAAGACAGCAACUAGGCGAUGUCGAAAUUGCUUAACUCCUUAUAGAGAACAGAAUCCUGGUGGGGGUCGGUUUAUGUGUUCGUAUUGUGGGCACAUUUCGAAAAGACCAGUCUUGGAUUUGCCUGUGCCAACUGGGAUUUCGAAUGCUGGUAUUCUUAAGGAUUUGGUUGGUAAGAGUGGGAAGAUAUUGAAUGGAAAAGUUUGGUCUGAUAAUGGAUGGAUGUGUGGCCAAGAUUGGUUGGAGAAUGGAAAUUGGGUUGGUGGUGGUAGUCCGGUUGCUGGAAAGAAUACUCAUUGGAGGAGGAAUGGGAGUGGUCUUUUUGGAGGGGAUGAAAAUUGUUUGGCUGAGAAGUCUUAUUCGGGUGUUGUUAUUUUUGCCUGCAAGCUUUUAACGUCUUUUUUCUUGAGCGUUAGAUGGCUUUGGAGAAAGAUUUUUAGAAUUAGUUCAUCCACGGAAGAUGAUUCUUCUGAUGCAGAGCAUAAGGGAAUGUUGGCAAAGAGUUGCGAUAAUGGCGGGAGUUAUGAGAGUAGAGGAGAAAAAGCACGAAGAAAAGCUGAAGAGAAAAGACAAGCUAGGUUAGAGAGAGAAAUGUUGGAGGAAGAAGAGAGAAAGCAGAGAGAGGAGGUUGCGAGAUUGGUGGAGGAGCGAAGAAGAUUGCGGGAUGAGAAAAUGGAGACUGAAAAAGAUCGUGAGAAAAUGCCAACUCCCGUCAAGGAGAAAGAUAGUAAGAAAGAAGCGGAAAGGAAGCGUCAAGAGAGAAGAAAAGAGAAAGACAAGGGUUCUAGCAAGAGCAACUCAGAUGUAGAAGAGCUGGAAAAGAAAACCGGUAAGGAAAGUGAAAGAAAGAAAGACUUCGAUAGGAAAAAUGAGAAUGAUCGAAGGGAACAUCAUAAAUCAGGGAUUGAUCCUAUUAGGGGCCAGAAUAUGGACAUGGGGGGUCCUGGGAUGAGACAUACUUCAAGUAACUUUACUCGGUUUAAUUCAGGAACUAGAUACCUAGAUCGUAUGAGAGGUACAUUUUUGUCGUCUUCUAAAGCAUUUGGUGGGGGUAGCUUCUUUGGAAGGGGAACUAGCAAUGCUGCUACUUCGGCCAAGGAAAGUAAACCUAAUAGUUUUACAGAUCAGGGCCAUAUUGCUGUUCACAGGAAGGAUGUAUGUCCACCCGAGCGUGUGGCUUUGAGAUCUUGUACGAAUCUAGAUGAUAAGAAUACUAACCGUCUGGUUCACACUGAAUUACAACCAGGUACCGCUCCUAAGAAAUCUUGGCAGCAAUUAUUUACUCGUUCACCUGCUCCUCCUUCAAAUGCAAAUGUCAUAAGCAGACCGAAUUCAAAGUUCCAAGCAGAAGUUCAAAGCCCACAGUUAUAUGGCCAGCCACCGACAACACAAUCAUUUGAUAAUCCAAUAAAUUUUGGGUCACCUUUUACUCUUCCUACGUAUCCAAACGUACCAACUAGCAGUAGUCUGGGGUUUUCACCUGCAAUUGAACCCAUAUUCCCUCGUGUUGGAGAAGGGCCUCGUGAACAUAAACCAGAGGAGUCAGAGCUUUUUGAAGAUCCUAGUUACAUCCCAGAUCCAGUAUCUUUGCUUGGGCCUGUUUCAGAGUCGCUCGAUAACUUUCAGCUAGACUUGGGAACUAGCCGAGCUAAGGAUUUUGGAUUGGAAAGGGCGCGUACUUUAAAAAGUAUUUCUGCUCCUUCGGACGUGAACAAGCCAUCUCCUAUUGAGUCUCCUUUGUCACGAGAAAAACACAUUUCUAGUCGGUUCCCAACUACUCCAAAUACGCAAAAUUUACCUUUGGAUGAUUCAAAUGCUAAUGAAUCAAGUAUGUGGCAAAUGUGGAACACUCUCCCUCUCGGUCAGGAUGGUCUAGGUUUAGUAGGCGGUCCUGCUAGCUGGCUUCUAUCCCCCGAACUGAACAGACCUGGCAAGGAUGAGUUUGUGCAUCCUUCUGCUCAAAAAACAAUGGCCUCGUUGUUUACAAAAGAGGAACAGGUCCAUUCAGGCAGUCGCUCACCACAAAAUAUUUUUCAUGGUAAUGGCCAAAAUGGCGGGACAUUUAGCCCCGUUACUGGUUCAAGAGACUCUGAUCCAUGGUCACAGAAACCUUUCUUUCCACCUAUGUCAUCGGGAGAAAACCUUUCUGUUUUCAAACCCCAGGAGGAAUCUACUCAGAAUGAAAUGAUUUAUGGGAGUCCCAGGCCCAGCAGAUCGACCAAUCAUCCAUUUGAGCAGUCUCCAGCCAAUGGUUGGUCCAAAAAUGAAUGGACUGUGCAAGGUACAGGGGAAAGUAUCGUAAGGGCAUCAACAGCGAAGCCCCAAGUAGGCGGUUUAUUUCCCGGCUCAAAUGUACAGUCACUUUGGUGAUUUGAUUAGAGAAAAAAAAAACCAAAAAAACCAAAGAGAGGGUAUGAGGGAUGGGGGUGGGAAUUCAAAAAAAUACACAAAAAAAUCUUCUUUUUCUCAUGAAAAAGAGGCAAAUAGGCUCUUUGUGGGAGAGAGAAAGAGAGAGAUAGAGAGGGAGAGUUUUAGAAUACUUGAACACAUUGUAUCUUCCUAGUGAUCAUCUUUAUAAGGGAGAUUGAUGUUUACUUAA